Messenger RNA from Leptomonas pyrrhocoris, 611 nucleotides. RefSeq lists its product as hypothetical. The transcript has a single exon. The record is from RefSeq and is a predicted model, not a curated record. The coding region runs from base 66 to 611 and encodes 181 amino acids. NCBI's taxonomy places the organism in Eukaryota, Euglenozoa, Kinetoplastea, Trypanosomatida, Trypanosomatidae.
AGCAAAAACUCUCCCAUCUUUUUUGCAAUGGAAGGCUACUACUCUUGUCCAAGCCGGCCAAAACGAUGACAAUUCCCGUAGCGAAAAGCUCAAUGAAAGGCAACUCAUUUUACCGCAAUGUUUUCGCCUCAGCUUUGAUGGCCGCUGUCCUCUGCUCAGCUUUGAUGAGUUGGUCGAGCUCAAGGACGCUCUCCUUUGCCCUCGGAGGAACGUGGCGCUCAGCUAACGGCGAUGAAUUAGCUGUUGUAUGUGAAGGCGGGAGCGCGUGGACAAGCAUGUGCUUGCUUAGGCCGGCCAACGCCCAAUUCGACGGAGCGAUACGGGCUUCUCCACUCAACGCUGGUGGGUGGGUAGCUUUCCUUGAAGCAAAUCCGUUUAAUGUCUCCAUGAUGUACCAUCGCGGCAAGAUACUAACUGUGGUGUCGGAGCACCAGAACGGAGAUGCUAAAAGUGUGUCUUACAUUCGGGAUGAAGUACUGACAAAGGAUUUCGCAAGAGCAGUGCGCACGAAAGGUAAGUAUAUUGCCGCGCUUUUUCUCAUUGUCGGAACGUACAAGUGGGUGCAGGUGUCUUUUUUCGGGGCACCUCGGCGCCGGGUUCGGCGCUUUUGA